GCUUACUGCCUAGUCUGAUCUUUCCUCCGCCCAACCCUCGUUUCGAUGAGUCCUUAAGAGGGUGUGUCGCUCGUUUUUAUUCUCGUCUGUCGCCCUAUACCAUGCACUUCUUCGGCCGGCUUUGCGGUCUCACGGGCGCUCUCUGGACCGCUCUACUUGCGGGUCAGGUAGCGGUCGCAGAUAUCGGCCUGACCAAUAUCAAUGAUCCAGAACAGAUCAAAAAUGCGGCAGCAACCGCUGCCUAUGAUAUGAUGAGUUACUAUGAUGGCAACAAGACCGGGCAGAUUCCCGGAAAGCUGCCCGGCACCUGGUGGGAAGGAGGUGCUAUGUUCAUGACGUUGAUCGAAUACUGGUACUUUACCGGUGAUGAUUCCUACAACAACGUAACCACCCAGGGUAUGCUCUGGCAGAAGGGCGACGGUAACGACUACUUGCCCUCGAACUGGACCCAGUGGCUGGGCAACGAUGACCAAGUCUUCUGGGGGUUGGCCGCAAUGACGGCGGCCGAAUUGAAUUUCCCCGAGCAACCGAACCAGGUCUCGUGGUUAGCUCUCGCGCAGGGUGUCUUCAACACGCAGGUGCCGCGGUGGGACACGGGCAGUUGUGGCGGUGGUCUGCGCUGGCAGCAGAACUCUUACCAGGCCGGAUGGACCACAAAGAACUCAAUCUCGAACGGAGGUCUAUUCCAGUUAUCAGCACGCCUGGCGCGAUACACCAACAACCAGACCUACGCCGACUGGGCGGAAAAGAUCUGGGACUGGACGCUGACGACACCGCUGAUGAACAACAAGACGUGGAAUGUCGCCGAUACAACGAACGUGGACACGCAGUGUAAGGAUCAGGGUGACCUGCAGUGGACCUAUAACUAUGGCACGUACAUCAGUGGCGCAGGAUACAUGUAUAAUUUUACCAAAGGCGCACAGAAAUGGCAAGAGGGCAUUGACGGUCUGCUCAACACCACCUUCAAGACCUUCUUCCCGCAGCAGUAUGGCGGCAAUAUCAUGUCGGAGGUCGCUUGUGAGCCAAACAUGAUGUGUGACCGCAACCAAGACUGCUUCAAAGGCUUCCUUUCGAGCUGGCUUGCCUUCUUGACCACUGUUGCACCUUACAAGACGGACGUGAUUAUGCCGAAGCUGCAAGCAUCGGCCCUAGCCGCCGCAAAACAGUGUUCGGGCGGUUCUGAUGGCAAGCACUGCGGUCGUCGUUGGUGGCAGAGUACUUUUGAUGGUACUCAGUCAUUGGAGACGCAGAUGAGCGCGACGAGUAUAUUUUCGGUCCAACUCCUUUCGCAGAAGAACCAGGCUCCACUCACCGCUGACACUGGCGGCAAGAGUAAGGGUGACCCCAAUGCCGGUUUGGACGACAACCAGACCCCGAAGGGUGAUGGAUUAGGAAUAAAGAUCACAACGGGUGAUAGAGCCGGCGCGGGCAUUGUAACAGCAAUAUUCUUGACCGGAUGGGUCGGGAUGAUGACCUGGAUGAUCCGUGGCGGUUGAGUUGCGGUGGAGGUCACUUUCCCUUUUCCUUUUUCAUUUCCAUUUCCAUUUGGAUUCUUCUUUUUCUUUUGGGUGCUCUUGACAGGUAUCUGUAUAUGGUUAUUGUUUCUCAUAGGGCGCUUCGAUUGUUCUCCCGGUUAUCUGUCUGACGUUGAGGGUUUUGCACUGGCUUGUACCUCUAUACGCUCCAUAUACCCUUGUCCCUUUCCGAUGUCUAUAACACUGGCAAUAGUACCACAGCGGCAUCUCGGGGGAGGCGCGUCCUUUUUAAACGAUAUUCGGUAUC
This is a messenger RNA of Paecilomyces variotii, 1782 nucleotides long. RefSeq names its product putative glycosyl hydrolase. The transcript is spliced from 4 exons. NCBI's taxonomy places the organism in Eukaryota, Fungi, Ascomycota, Eurotiomycetes, Eurotiales, Thermoascaceae. Gene Ontology annotation, molecular function: mannan endo-1,6-alpha-mannosidase activity. The record is from RefSeq and is a predicted model, not a curated record. Gene Ontology annotation, biological process: carbohydrate catabolic process; fungal-type cell wall biogenesis. The coding region runs from base 102 to 1496 and encodes 464 amino acids.